AUGACAAGUUCAGAAGGUAACGUGACUACAAUCCGUCGGAAACUGGCAUUAAUCAUUGGCAAUCAAAAUUAUGAAAUAAGGCCUUUGAAGAAUCCUGAGAAGGAUGCUAACGAUCUGAGUAAAGUCUUACGUAGAAUUGGAUUCCAAGUUGAAUUGGGUAUCAAUUGUACGUACGAUGCAAUGAAUAAUUUAAUUAGCAGGUUUACUAACCGAAUCACAGAUGAAGAUUUAGUAUUGUUUUAUUUUGCUGGACAUGGUUUUCAACAAAAUGAACGGAACUUUAUACUGCCCAUAGACACAACUGAACGUUUUGACAACGAGACAAUAAUUGGAACCAAUACACUCAACGUUCAAGAUAUUUUGGAAAAAAUGAAAUCCAAUACUUCGUAUGCAACUAUAUUUAUUCUUGAUUGUUGUCGUCAAUAUCGGUUUCGAAACCGAAAUAUUUCACAAGAUUCUACAAAACAGUUUAAAGGAUUGUUCAAAAUGACAGCACCUGCUGGUUCACUUAUUCAGUUUGCCUGUGCUCCUGGUAAAUUAGCUGCAGAUGACAGCGAUCAAGCUAAGAAUGGAUUAUUUACGAAACAUCUAUUGAAACAUAUUGCCAGACCUAGUAUAGAUGUAGAUAUACUACUUCGAGAAGUUGCUAAUGGUGUGUUUGAAGAAAGCAAAGGAGAGCAAACGCCGUAUCGCGACAGUUGUCUAAUGACUAUUGGGAAUAUUUAUCUAAACACUGAAGAAGAUGGUAAGAAUGUUUUAGUAGCGUUCUCCUUAGUUUGUGAAUCGCUUCCAGCCUGUAACGACAGUAAUAAUUGUGAACUCUUAUUCACGAUAGCUUCUAUAGGUCUAUUUUAUAAUCAACGUAUAAUUGAGGUUGAAUGGAACAAAAUCUACUUCGAUGAAAUAUGCAACAACGAUUUUGGCAUCUCAACUUUCUUGAGUCCUGAAAAAAGCAUUUUUCAAACGAAAAUCUCACGAGAAAAAGUGAAAUUCAAUCCGAACCAAUUGCUAACUACAUUCAAAUGCUUUGCGGUCCCAGCAUCCGUUGAUCUAAAUGGAUCGUUAGAUAAAAAUUUCUGUACAAUCAUCGAUAAACCAUGUAACAAAUCAGUUCUUACCGAUCUGAUUAAUACGAAUCAAACAUUAUUACCAUAUAUUCUCGAUAGCCUCAAACGUUAUCAUGCACUAACAGAUAUCCAUUCGACGCUGUUAGGAUGCAACGAACUUACUAAAGAAUUCGUUAGUAUUCCAAGAAUCAUCACAAAACGCACGUUGCUCAUCGUUGCUAUUGAAUGUUUAUCGCUCGAAAGUCAACGAUAUUUCGGCACAUAUAUACGUAAAAAUGACUUACCAAUACCUUUAAGUUACUAUAUUAGUGAUACAUGUGAUUCUGCUUCGUAUAAAAUCAAUUUCAACUGUCUUAUCGAAGUACUUUGUCUGAGUACAGAUCGACUGUGUAUUCAAUUUGGCAGUGAGAGUUGUGUCGGCUUAGGGAAAACAAGUAUCAUACCAUUUAUAUUCAACGAUAAAAGACGAGCCUUAUUAUUCAAUAAACGUGAAGAUUCCCACUAUCGUUCCUCAUGCAUCGAUGUUGUUUUUGGUACGACAAACAAUUCGUCAUACGUUAUUUUUGAUGUUCAUGGUAGUCUCAAUAGUGAAAAGAAUAUUUUACUUGUCCGAGCAAUUCAGCUAUAUGCAACGAUUCAAGUUCUCUACAUUUCACCGAAUGAUUUAAACGAAACAAAUGAAUUUUUUGAGUACAUGAUCAAUCAAGGAUCACCUUUAUCAACUAUUGUCUGCAUAUUUGAUGAUAACUUCGACGAUGAGAGAUCUAUGAGUAUGGAGAGCGAAAACGAAUUGACCAAUCGCUUUCAAACGUAUGCCAAUCAACAUAAUUUUGGUGAGAAUAUUCUAUGUACAGUAGUGCCCAUAUUGAAAACGAGUAACGACUUAAGUGAAUAUGACAUUAAUACUCGUGCCGAACGACUCAUUCCGACUUUCGCUCGACUUUUUUGUGAAUUCGAGGAGUCAAUGAGAAUUCGACCACAGUUUCGAUCUAUAUUCGCGAUACAACAUGCUUAUCUCAGGAAAAAAACUCAUCCAGCUGUGAUAAAAUUCGAAGUUGAGAAUAAAUUUAGACAGCUUUUUAACAAUCUGUCAGAUGAAACGGAAAAUCUAAAAAUAAUUACACCGAUCAGUUACUAUCGUUCGCAAAUUGAUUCAAUUCAAAAACGACUUGUCGAAAUGGUCGAUUCAACAAAUGAAAUCAGUCAGUUGGCAGCAAGAUUAAAAGAAAUUACACUGAACCGCCGAAAAUAUAAAGAAGUGAAUCCGUAUGCUGAAUUCAUGAUCGGACUUCUUCAAUAUGCACCUUAUGUUUGUCUCGAAAUUAUUGAUUUUCAUCUUGGAAAGUGGCGUUUACGUUAUGCGUCUGAACUGAAUUCAGAGAAAGAAAAGCUCAAGAAAGAUGCCGAAGACAUUAAAAAUAAACUUUCAUCCGAAAAGAAACAGAAUCCGAAUGAAAUAACAGCAAUCAUCAAACAGCUUGAUGAGCAAUCAAAAAUAUUACAAAGAAAAAUUAACGAUAAAAAUGCGCAAAUCGCCAAUGUUGAUUUAACAGUCGGUUUAAUGAUUGACGAAUUAUUCGCAUUGUACGACUAUUUGCAUGACGAACAGCCGAUCUUAUUCGACAAGUACGAAAUGGAUUUCAGGCAAGUAGCAGAUACGCUUGCUCGGCUUGUAUAUAGAGGCUUAGGUAUUCACAUACUUCGUAGUCGACCACUUUUAUGUCAGAGUGGUUUGAUGGAAAUUUGCCUCAAACAAUUGCGUGUAACUGAAGACGGUCAACUGGCCACGUUGACUGUUAUUGGAGAGCAAUCGUCAGCUAAAUCUUCUCUUUUAAAUACUACAUUCGGCUAUAAUUUUCGUGUAAGUGCUGGACGAUGUACUAUUGGCAUGUAUUUAGGUGUAGUCUAUUACAAAAACAUGACAAUUAUCAUACUUGACACCGAAGGUUUGCUUUCACUUGAAGAGUCCGGUUCAAUUUUUGAUAAUCAAAUGAUUACAAUGGCUGUUCUGUCGUCUCAUAUUGUGCUAAUCAAUCACAAAGGUGAAUUAAGUGCUAGUCUUGAAGGACUCAUUGGUAUGAGUCUUUUUGCUAAAUUACACCUCCAAACUUCUCCACUCAAACCCAAAUUAAUGUUCGUUCUUCGUGACCAGAUGGAUAGAGGACAAGAGGUUUUUGUCGAACAAUUGGCAAAGCUACGAAACAAUUUGCGCAAGUCAUCCAGUUUUCUUCGUGUAUCGAUCGAUAAUGAACUUGAAAUACGCGAGGAACAUCUUGCACUUUUGCCAUGUGCUUUUUCCGAAGAUACUAAUGUUGAUUUGAAUCUCACUCAACGCUGGCGUAAUCAAACAUUUCCAUCCGAAAUCAUGAAACUUCGCUCUCAAAUUUUUCAAGCUCUAGAUGAACACAACAUAACACCAAAUUUUAGCUUUAAAAAUUUCGAUUAUUUUUCCAAGAAAAUAUGUGUCAAUUGGAGUUCAAUUGAUCAACUUGGUCAAGGUCUACUUGAAUGUAAAACAUUGUACGAGUUGAGCGUUACCAAUGAACUUAAAGAAAUAGCGAAGACUAUUGUGACAAAAAAAUCAGAACAACUGCAGAUCAAUGGAGGAACCAUGCUUAAAGAGUUGCUAGAGAGUCGAGAGAAUCAAACUCAAAUCAAUCCUGAUAUCUACAUGAGAGACUUGAUCAAAAAAGGUAUUCAGCAACUCGAUAAUCUUACAAGUGACUUGGUUCACGAAGCUAACAAUGAAUUUGAAUCUUCCACUCCGCAAAGUUAUUUUGCUGAAUUGCGACCUAAAGUAAAGAAGAAUAUUGAACCAUCGAUUCGAUGUAAUCAACAAGUUCUGCAAGCACAGUUCGAAGAAGACAUAUACACUGUAGCACGUGUAAGUGCCACUAUUCAAGUUCAAAAACAACUCCUAGCAAGUGCGAAAACUUUCUUCGAUCGUAAGUCUCGUACAACUGAUGAUGUCGAAGAGCUUAACCAAGCGUUAGAAUUGAAACACAAAGAGUUAAAAUGUGAAUUCGAAAAAAGUCUGAAUUUGUUGCGUAAAUCUCAUGAGGAGAUUAUUAAAACGAUUCACGAUAAUUACAACCAAAUAGUACGUUCACGUCGAGCUAAUACGAAGACGGACGAUAUCUAUAAUCGAUGCCCGCCGUUCGAUUAUCACCGUUAUCUUGAAAGAUGUACACAACUGGAUAACAUAUUUGGCUUGAAUUUAAAAUUUUUUUCCACAAAACAGAAAGAUUCUUCAUUCUUACAUAGAUUACGCGAGCGUUUUAUAUCAGCAGAAAAUAAAAUUCUAGAUGAAUUACAAUGGUUUCGAGAUCAUCGUGAUUACGAUCGAAAUCGAGAAAUAUUUCAACAGAUUAGUGAAGAACUUAUACCAAAUCUCCAUAAAAAUAUUGUUAAAAUGCUUGCAAAUAUCAGAUUAGCCUAUUCUGAUCCUCAAACCAUAGCAAAUUUAAUCGACUAUGUAGAUAAUGCAGUGAACGGAACACAAUCAUGUAUUCAAAAAUACUAUAAACAAAUUAAUUUACAACAUAUAGUUGCUGAUUUAAUUUUUAUUGCACUUCGAUGUCUUAUCGACGAAGCCAUAAUGAUUGCAGGACAGAAGGAUCUUGAAAUGUUAAAAGCCCUGGAUGGAUUAGAAGUAUGGAUGAACAACAUCAAAGAGCAGUUCAUUUUAAUCAGUGAUUCAGACCAGCAAGCUCGAAAAUUUGCCGCUGAUUUUCUCGACCAGCUCUUUGAAGAAAUCAUGGAUAUAUUUAAGGACACUAUCCAUACUGAGAUUUCUCUGAAAAUCACUGCGAAUCCUCAUAUUGAUCCAGAAAGAAUCGCUCGUAAUGCAUAUGACAAUAGUAUUGGUUCAAAUCCGCCUAAUGGUGAUAAUAUAAUGAAGUAUGUACUCGAUAUCAAUCGGUACUAUAUGGAAUUAGCAUUAGAUAAUGUGAAACUCAGUGCUGACAAUAUUGUUGCGUCGCAAAUUCUCAAGUUACAAAAUUUGAUAAGUAAUUGCAUCGACACGUCCAUUGAUGUAGUAAACAAGCAUGAAUGUCUCAAUGUUCAACAAGUGUACCAAUCGAUUAUUCAAGCUUUACAGAGCGUAAUUCCAGGUUUGAAAGCUGAAAAUCUUGUUGGGAUUUCAGCAGAGAUUCUAGAACCAGAACAGUUUCGAUACCGAUUUCUAGGAAUUCGCGAUCAACGUGAGGAUCUGAUCCGGAAAGUCGAGAAUCACCAAAAAGAAUUCGAUGAAAAAGCCAGACAUGCUUGCCGAGUGUUAAUAUCACAGCGACUAGGUUGUCAAGCUUGUUGCCCUGGUUGUGGAACGAAGUGUGAUAAUACUGAACUGAUUCAUAAUAAGCAUAGGAGUGCACAUCACUUGGCCAUGGCCUUCAAAGGUUGGCGAUAUAUAAACACAAAAUAUCCACUUUUGAACUUAUGUUAUCAAAACUGGGAUAAUACAGCUGCAAUAAUAAUUGGCGAUGACAGAUUUUCACCUAGGCGUACAUAUUAUGAAGAACGAGCGCCUGAAUGGCUCGAUGAUCUUAAUGAUAAAGCCAGAACGGGUGACAUGCACGGUGAAAAUAUACCUCCAUUUGAACAACGACGAGCGUGGAUGACUGUUCAUCAUGCUCUGGUGAAACAUUAUGCAACUAUAGAUCAUCCAUCAUACGACAGGAGCUACUAUCCAUCUUCGAUAGACAGUUUACCUGCUGAUUAUGAGCCUAAGUGGAUCUAUCGUAGUUAG
This is a messenger RNA of Rotaria socialis, 5817 nucleotides long. NCBI's taxonomy places the organism in Eukaryota, Metazoa, Rotifera, Eurotatoria, Philodinida, Philodinidae. The record is from the annotation of a GenBank genome assembly.